CCUUUUUUUUGUAGUCAUCAUAGGGAAGAAUUUCCUAGCCAAUUGCUCUUAGGGCUACGCUAACACCUACUUCAGCGAACUGUAGUUGGGUUUCCGCACUGGGGCUGUUCUUGUGAAUUAGAUUAUUUGGAUUUCUCGCAGUGCCGCUUUUUCACUCCUUUAUUGAUAGGCAACGCGACUGAAGCUCCAGGUGUGUGGGAAACCCUGAAUUAAUAGUACAGUACUCAAGAGCUGGAUGCAAGAUCACGGUCUGUGUGAAAUUUAUCCGAAGUAGACAAAGAGCGAUGAUACGAAGACCGCAGCAACAAUGCCGCAAAAAAGGGAAAGGCAAAUAAUUUAGUUUUCUCGGCCUUUUUGCUGCGCUCUAAUGGUGGUUCUGAUUUUUGCAGCCCGCGUGUGGCAUGCCUGCUCAUUUUUCAAAUUACUGCAUUCAUUUUAGUGCUAAAACAUUAAGUUGGAAAACAAAUAGAAAAAAGAAAAACAAAUAUUGACAAAUGAAAAGAACAAAGAAGCAUAUUGUUAGGCCAAUACCAUUUUUAUAUAAAACUUGAUUAAUUUUUCCAUUUUAUCAAUACAGUGGUAGUUUGAAAUAAGACAGCAAACACAUAGUUAAUCCAGGAUUACAAAUAUGGAAUGGUAAUCUUUCCAUUGUGGCAAACAAAUCAUUUUUUGCUAUGCCCAUGUUUGGUUAAUCCGUAGUUCUUAAAUCAGUACAGAGUUUAUACAGAGUUCCAGUUCACAUUCAUUUUUUAAUGAACUAAUCUUUAAACAUAUUCUGUUACAAUAAGAAUGGCAAAGAUUUUUUUCCCGCUUACUGCACCUGUGGAUUCCUGUCCUAUAUUUUUCUUCAAAGUGAUCCAGAUCCUCUUAUAUGCAAGGACAAAUGGGGCAAGAGGCUAUGGGCUAUCCAGAUCGCUUUAUGACUUUCCUUGUGGAUAAGUUCCUUCUGUCUGCUUUGGUUUGGAAAGCAGUUGGCCAAAAUCAGAUGACUAUGAGAAUCUACUAGCUGCAGAGGCACUGUUGGAGCUGUGCUUAAAAGAGAACCUUGCCAAAAUCAAAGAAACCAUACCAUUAAUGGAAAAAAACGAGCCCAAACUGAGUGACGCCAAAAAAUGUUUGACUGACAUUCUAAAUCGAGGGAAAUUACUGCCAAAAGAUAUGACAGAAGCAAUGUUGCUCCUUGCAAAGCUUCAUUAUAUUGAAGGCUGUUACUGGGAGACUUUAAGCAUGUAUGCAAGAGCUGGCCUUGAAGACAUUGUAGUGGAGAAGAAACCUUUAUACAAGCUGCGUCUGCUAACCGAAGCUUUUGUUAUUAAAGGCUUGGCACUGGAACGCUCACCCAAUUCCACUGCUUCUCAAGUCCGACUGUCAGAAAGAGAAGAGGAAGUCAUGAUUUGCUUUGAAAGGGCAUGUGUAAUCGCUCAGAUUUUCCUGCAAGAACUGGAGAAGAGGUUUAAUAAUACACAUACAAGAAGCAUAAAAGGCAGUCAGAUGUCUUCCUUGGAUUUUGAACUUCCUUACUUUCUGGAAGCAGCUCUACAAAGUGCAUAUGUGGCUCAUUUAAAGAGAGGCAACAUUAUUCAAGGAAUAAGAAAUCUAAGAGAAUUGUUAAGGACCAUGGAAACAAAAGCUACUCAGAGCUUCAGAAUGGCAGCCACCAAACAACUGGCAGAGCUUCUCCUCCACUCCCUAAGUGAAGAUUGUUACUGGAGUCCUUUGUCUGACCCACUUCCUGAGUUCAUGAAGAAAGAGGAUAACACUUAUAUUUGUACUACCUUGCGUCUAAAACUACAGCAACAUGCUGGAGAUAACAUCUAUAGCCCUCAUGACAACGUUGAAGAAGCUCUCCUCCUCCUCCUGAUCAGCGAAUCCAUGGCAAACCAGGAUGCAGUAAUCAGCCGAGCUCCUGAUCAGAAAGAUGAUCGAGCCAUCAGUCUCCAGAGUGCAUCAGCAGUUUAUGAUCUUCUGAGUAUCACUCUGGGAAGAAGAGGACAGUAUGUCAUGCUUUCUGAGUGUUUAGAAAGAGCAAUGAAGCUUGCAUUUGGUGAAUUUCAUCUCUGGUACCAGUUGGCUCUAGCCAUGACAGCUUGUGGCAAGGGCUAACCAGAAAGUCAGUAU
Molecule: messenger RNA, 2118 nt
Organism: Crotalus tigris (Tiger rattlesnake)
Lineage: Eukaryota; Metazoa; Chordata; Lepidosauria; Squamata; Viperidae
Gene: TTC7A
Product: tetratricopeptide repeat domain 7A
Exons: 11
Coding region: 1075-2103 (342 amino acids)
Biological process (GO): phosphatidylinositol phosphate biosynthetic process; protein localization to plasma membrane
Cellular component (GO): plasma membrane
Source: RefSeq, a predicted model, not a curated record